GAUUCGUUUAAAAAACUUCAAACGUCUUCUUUUCGCUACCAGGAACAAGGUGGUUGUGAAUUAGGAGUAAAUAUAUAUAUAGAGAGAUUCAUAUCAUUCUAGAAUUUCACAUAGUUUGACAGGAAGAUUUAGUUUCAAUACUUUACUAAUGAAUCGUUGGUAGCAUGUCGGAAAAGGAUAUUCGUGACACGUUUGAUCGUUUGGAUCAAAAUAAAUCUGGAGGCAUAACACCGAAUGAUGUUAUUAAAGGCCUAUAUCUACUGCGAUACCAUCCGACAGAUGAUGAAGAGGAAGAUAUAAAACAAAAUCUCAGUAUGACAGAAGAUGGACUUGUGACAUAUGAAGAGUUUGAAAGUGUUAUUUCUUCUUGGAUAAAGGGAGUAUCUUAUGAAAGCCAAUUGUUUAUGGAAGCAUUUAGUAAAGUGGACAAAGAUAAUAGUGGAUAUAUAGAUAAAGAUGAACUAAGAACAUGGUUAAAAAGAAAAGACAAAGAAUGGACUGCAAAAGAUGAAGAGGACUUAUGCGAUCUUUUCAACGAUGCUGAUGUAAACCACAAUGGAAAAGUAGAAUACAACGAAUUUGUUAAAGCCUUUUGUGGAGAAGAACUUUGACAAGAGAGAACACCCGAGUACGAAGACCACGCACUAUAAUUGAAAAUUCGUCACAACUCGACUAAUUCCGUACCUUCUAACGGAUAGAAAUAGGAGUAGCGGAUUGCCGAUUGUAUAUUUGAAUUCAUUCGACUAUUCUCUAUAUCAUCAUCGUUCACAACUAUAUUGUCAAUUAAUGUGUAACAGUUUUCUUGCUUUUAUUGACACUGGUCACUUGAUUGCUCUAUAAAAUGUAUAUAUGUACAUAAAUAAAAGUAUAUCAUGUUUA
This is a messenger RNA of Mytilus trossulus (common blue mussel), 879 nucleotides long. RefSeq lists its product as uncharacterized. The record is from RefSeq and is a predicted model, not a curated record. Bases 165 to 611 code for a protein of 148 amino acids. Gene Ontology annotation, molecular function: calcium ion binding. The transcript has 4 exons. Gene Ontology annotation, cellular component: cytoplasm. NCBI's taxonomy places the organism in Eukaryota, Metazoa, Mollusca, Bivalvia, Mytilida, Mytilidae.